Homo sapiens (human) is the source of this 5847-nucleotide messenger RNA. It is a transcript of the gene MXRA7, whose product is annotated as matrix remodeling associated 7. The transcript has 3 exons. Bases 67 to 810 code for a protein of 247 amino acids. Gene Ontology annotation, cellular component: membrane. NCBI's taxonomy places the organism in Eukaryota, Metazoa, Chordata, Mammalia, Primates, Hominidae. The record is from RefSeq and is marked validated.
AUCUGUUUAUUGUGUCUCUGUGUGGGAGAGAACUGGCUGAAGAGGUGGGGCUCCAGUUUUGGGAACAUGGACACUGAGAGAGUUGGGGAUGGAAAACAACAUAGAAGGAAGCAAAGCCAGAGGCUGCGAUGGCCAUGCUGCCUGGCCCUGGUCCCAGACAGACACCCCAGCCAGCUUUCCUCUUGCACCCUUUGUCUGCUGGCCGCAGCGUCGCAGUGGGAGUCCUGGGCCCACUUCUCCAAAUGGCACACAGAAGCCUCAACAGGCACCCACCUGGGAAAGGCCAAGGCCGAGGGCUUGGGGUGCACAGUCAAGAACACGCCUCAGCUCAGCAUUUGUGAGCCGAGUCACUUUGGCCCAUCGUUUGUACACAGCCCCCACCUGCUGGUUGACCAUGACCACAGGGCAGGCGCUGCCACAGGGCGUGGGCAGGCUGGACCUUCGAGGGCCUCCUCUGUCUCCCCUACCUUCUGCCCCCCCACCACUUCCCAUCACCCAGUCUGUGCCAAGGGCACUGACCCUGUCCUUGUCUUGCAGGAAGAGGAGCAGGACUUGGAUGGUGAGAAGGGGCCAUCAUCGGAAGGGCCUGAGGAGGAGGACGGAGAAGGCUUCUCCUUCAAAUACAGCCCCGGGAAGCUGAGGGGAAACCAGUACAAGAAGAUGAUGACCAAAGAGGAGCUGGAGGAGGAGCAGAGAGUUCAGAAGGAACAGCUGGCUGCCAUCUUCAAGCUCAUGAAAGACAACAAGGAGACGUUUGGCGAGAUGUCCGACGGCGACGUGCAGGAGCAGCUCCGGCUCUACGACAUGUAGACUGCGCCCACGGGAUGCACAGCGGCCAUGCCUGAUGCUGUCCCCACCCUUGCCCCAUGCCCUUGUUCUUUCCAGACUUCUGUAGGCCUAAUUUUCCCUUAUAAACAUAGAUGCAGGCGUACAUUCUAUAGGUACUUGCCGAGUUCUUGCAGUGUGUAUAUUACUUUGCAGGAAUCAAAAUUGUUUUAUUCAGAAGACAAAGUCCCUGACCCCUCUGGUUUCUGCUUGCUGGUGAGGUUCCAGCUGUUAUUGGGCUCUGAGGCCCUCUCCUGAUCCAAAUCUUUUUUUGUUUGUUUGAGAUGGAGUCUCACUCUGUCUCCCAGGCUGGAGUGCAGUGGCGUGAUCUUGGCUCACUGCAACCUCCACCUCCCUGAUUCAAGCGACUCUCCUGCCUCAGCCUCCCGAGUAGCUGGGAUUGCAGGCAUGCACCAUCACACCUGGCUAAUUUUGUAUUUUCAGUAGAGACAGCGUUUUGCCAUGCUGGCCAGGCUCGUCUCGAACUCCUGACCUCAGGUGAUCCGCCCACCUUGGCCUCCCAAAGUGCUGGGAUUACACGCGUGAGCCACCAUGCCCGGCCAAUACUACACUCUUAUUCUGCCUUACGAGGAUUUCUGGAAGCUUCUGUAACUGUAGGGAAGAAAGCUGUAGGGGAGCAUGGUUUUUUUGUUUUGUUUUUGUUUUUGAGACGAGGUCUCACUGUCACCCAGGCUGGAGUGCAGUGGUGCCAUCAUGACUCACUGCAGCCUUGACCUCCCAGGCGCACAAAAUCCUCCUCUCAGCCUGAGUAACUGGGACUACAGGUGUGUACCACUACAUCCAGCUAAAGGAGAGCGUUUUUUUCUUUUUCUUUUUGAGACAGAGUCUCACUCUGGCGCCUGGUCACUGUGCCCUUCACCUUCUGGGUUCAAGUGAUUCUCCUGCCUCAGCCUCCCUAGUAGCUGGGAUUACAGGCAUGCACCACCAUACCCAGCUAAUUUCUGUAUUUUUAGUAGAGAUGGAGUUUCACCAUGUUGGCCAGGCUGGUCUCGAACUCCUGACCUCAGGUGAUCCACCUGCCUCGGCCUCCCAAAGUGCUAGGAUUACAGGCGUGAGCCACCAUGCCCAGCUGGGAGCGUUCUUUCAGCAAAAAGUCUAAUUCAGAGACUCACCUUCCAUCCUGGCACUAAACAAUAGUACUAGAGGUAAGAUCUGCCAAGAAUUUCUCUCACUUAAGCAGGAUACUUACUUUAAAUAUAAUUAGGCAAGACUUAUUUGAGUACUUGCCUAAUUGUAUUUAAUUAGAACUAUGCUGGAUGCUGUAGACAGAAGAAAUAAAAUACUCAACUUGGUCCCUAUCUUCCAGCAGGUUAGAGGCCUUUAGGGAAGAAAAGCCUGUGUGCAGGGAAAGAGAACCUCACCAGAAAGUAUUCAAUAAAAUGCCAAAGUGAUCUUACAGAACAGUGCCUGUGACACCGGAGGGGAUUGUUCUGUCUUUGUGAGUGAACAUACAAUGAUGGGGAUAACUGGUCCUCAUACCAUGCAGGUCCCAUUUCUGAUCACCCCACUGGCAGGACAAUUCACAGUUCUUGAGCAAACUGAGUUAGGGAGGGUAUGCUAACGACAGAACCUAUGCAAGUUCUUAGAAAUAUUUUUUGUUUGCUGAAAUAAAGCUCAAUCAACACACUACCUUAAAAAAAAAGUGGAGCAGUGGCAUUUCCAUGCCUCAUGCUCACCAUCAUGAGGUUAACUUCCCGCCGUCGCCUCUUGCCUGCCAGGGGUUUUUCGGGAGCCCCUCUCUGUUCCACUCUGAUUCCUUUUGUUUCUUGCUGACCAUUCACUCUCUGUGUCUGUUGUUGGAUCCAAAUACGAGUGUUUUUCUUUCUUUUUGUGGUCAGUGCUUUUUUCCUUCUUGAAAUUGUUUUAAUGUGUUUUGUCAAAAGCAUUUAACCAUGUUAUGAUUUAAGAAUUCUCUGUUCACUUGAGGUCAGGAGUUCAAGACCAGCCUGGCCAAUAUGGCAAAACCCUGUCUCUACUACAAAUACAAAAAUUAGCCAGGCGUGGUAGCGCACGCCUGUAAUCCCAGCUACUCAGGAGACUGAGGCAGGAGAAUCGCUUGAACUCAGAAGGCGGAGGUUCCAGUGAGCCAUCGCGCCACUGCACUCUAGCCUGGGUGACAGAGCAAGACUCUGUCUCAAAAAAAAAAAAAAAAAAAAAAAAAAAUUAUUUGUUCUGUCUCAGGUCUUAGGGACCCCUUACCUCAGCUAAUGUCUCUGUCCCCUAAAUGCACAUCGGUGGGCAGGGCAAACCCGUAGGUGCCCUUAUCCCUCCCAAGGCUGCACUGCAAAGCUCCUGUGUUUCCAUUGCCCACUUUCUUCUCCCUCUCCUUUCUUUUCUGAUUAUACCAAACAGGAAUGACUCGUGUACUUGAGUCAAAAUCCUGAUGGCAUUGGGAAAAGUAAACUGAAGGAAUUUUUGUACACUUGUACCAGCUAAGAUGUUCUGACUGCAACGACAGAAAACUCCAGCUCAACUGGCUUAAACAAGAACAGGGCUCUCUCACGUGAGAAGCCAAGAGUUAGAACAACUCCAGGCCCAGAAUGGUCGGAGCUCAAGCUGCAGUUCUCUUAGCUCAGUCUUCCUCGUACUGUGGGCUUUUAUUGGAGACUAGCUCUCCUCAUGGUGGCAAGAUGGCUGCAGGAGUUCAGGUAUCUCAUCCAGAAGCAAGAAAAGGGCAUGUCUUGCUUGCGUCUCUAGGCGUAAGGGAACUGGUCCAGAUGUCCCCGCCCCACAUCCCUUCAGAUCCCAAUUGGCCAGAAUAUGGCACGUGCCCAUGUUUCAACCAAUCAUGGGCAAGGACAUGGGACCAGCAUGAUUGGCCUAGACCCCUGGAGCCUGGGGCUGGGCCCAGCAUCCCCUGAAUACAUGGCCAUCUGGAGGAGAAGGUAACUGAAUUUCACUGGGGAUCUGUGAUAAAAGGGAGCAUGGGUGUUGGGGAGACACCUGUUCCAGUUGGGUUUCCUAUGAGGUCCAGGACAGGGCUUGGUGGGCACUCGGAAGCCAGUGUCUGAAGUGCUCAGCAUCCUCCUCUUCCUCGGUGGUGGGUGUCCACCGCCCAGGCCCCACCCCUGGCCUUGGACACUUCAUGGAAACACUGCUGAUUUGCUGUGGUGUUGGGUGGCUCCUAUCUAUUCCCCGUAAGUGCUGGCCUCUGUUGACACCAUUUCUGCUACCUCAUCUGAGAUUGUUCUCAUCAGCUCACAGAGAUUCAUUUCAGUGAAUGAACCAAAUCUAAGCUAAAAAGCAUAAAGGAGGGCAGAAAGAAACAGCAGUGUGGGAGAAAGAGCGCAAACACCGAGAGAAAGAUGUCUACCUGGCAGCCAUGUCAGAGAAUCACCAGUAUGUAUGUCACUGCCACCAAGAACCUAAGAGCCACAGAGGCCUACAGAAGCCAAUCCCAAUGGAACUCUCUCUGGGUGUGGGGGUUGAGAGAACCUAAAGCAUUCAGCUGCACAGAGCCUCUUUCCAGCGAUGGGAACCAGUCUCAAAGCCUUUACAUCUCUCCCCUGCCCUCCAUCACUGCUGAGAACCCUGCCCCAGGCUGGCCUGCCUACAUGACACAAAUAGCAGUGGACUGUCACUCAUCAGUAUCUGCAGUUCUGUUUACCAAAGCCUGCUUGCUAGAGACGUUUCAGGGCCUCCUUCCCUCAAAGCGUCCACUGUACCUCCAUCUGGAUACAAUUAGCUGGCUCCCCACUUCCUGGACUGACGGUAACCACCUUUUCCAAUGACCCUGAAGAAAACAUGCAAUCUAAGCUGCUUUAAGAGUAACCUACAACUGAGGACAAAUUUUCUAUCAACUCCCAGUACCCCUCUCUGCCGUGGCUGAUUUGUUACUGGUUUUCCUUUUUUUUUUUUAAUUUGAAAAUGUAAGUAAUUAUACUAAGACCAGAUCACUCUGAGAUUGUUUUAUUCUAAUUUGUCCUAAGGACCUGCCUGUACUUAGAGCCUGAUAGAAAGCCCAAGUUGAUCUACUGGGCAGCUCUCUGGGCCUGGAAGGAAGAGCACACAACAAGACUUCAACAGUGAGCCUGGCUAGGUCCAGGCAGACCAUGAUUUCUGAAAGCAACAGUAUAGUCCACAUGGAAUCAGGCUGCUGAUGAACAGCAGCGAGAGGCUGCCUCUGAAUCAUAUCUGCAGGGUCACCUGCGCCUGGUGGAGGCCCACAGUCAUCCAUUAGGCCCCAGUAUCCUAUGUGGGAGUAUCCACGUCUAGUCUCUACUUCUCACUGCAGGAGAGGUGGCAGAUGAGGAGGUUUCCUACUUUAAAGAAAGUAGAAGUUGUUUCCUUUCUUCCCUCCUCACAGCCUUGAGGGGGAGGUUGUGCCCAGCCUGACAGCAGCUGCCUUGCCCAAGAUUACAUCCUGUUCUGGGGGCAGCCCACCUCCAAACCAAGUCACUAGUGGGGUACAAAGGCCUGCCCUCUCUGCCAAAAGGCAGGUGCUGAUGGACCAUUCCAGUUCUAGAGUUCCCAAAGAGACGUCUUUUUGGAGAGCGGCAGGGUACCAGAAAUCCUUCACUCAGGCUAUAGCAUGGCCACCAAUUAUAAGUAACUUGAGGCCCACCCAGCCAAACAUGCCUUUCCGGGUCUAGUGCUGGGUUCCAGAACAGGAAGCCUGGCAGAUUCCUACUGCCACAGAUUCUUUUUACUAUUAUUAUUGUCACCUUAUUUUUCUUUUGGUGGAACCCCUCUAGGGCUUCCACCGGAUUCUCCACCAUUUACGCUAUCAAUUUUAUCAGUUUUGGUUUUAUCGUUUCAGUGCUUCUUUUUGCUAACGGUAGCAGCCAAUAUACAUCAUCUCUGGAGACAAAUCACGCCAUAGAAAAUAUUGUAGUUUUCCUCAUUUUUCUUAACGCCACAGAGUCAGCUGGGCUGUAGUACCAGCCCGGAUGUACCAGUUUACUCAGCCACUCCCCCUCUCAUGGACAUCUGCAUGGUUUCCAGUCUUGCAAAUUCAUACAGUGCCACUACAAAUAAAACCUUGCGCGUAUGCUGUUUUCA